GUCUAGUAAUCCUAGUUUUGAACUCACCCUAUACGUUGAGCCUUACCAGCCGAGAACGACCAACGCAGCGAUGCUUAUAAAAACGACUCAAGAAUACGCCAACCACGGCAUGCCGCUCGAGUGCGACAUCUACGCCGCCGACGACUCCCCCAGCGAUGCCCCGAUAUUCCUGUACUUUCACCCCGGAGGGCUCGUGAACUGGGGACGCGACUGCGUGCCGCCGUGGCUCGUCCAAGUGAGCGAAUGAUCUGCUUCAAGAGGAAAUGGCCCCUGAUUAGCUUCAGCUACCGCCUCUUCCCACAGACGACUUCAAAGGGCCUCCUCGAGGACGCCAAGGCCGCGCACGCUUUUGCGCGACGUUACCAGACUCCCGAAGGGCAGAGCAGGCGUGUCAUUGUCGGAGGCGGCAGCGGAGGCGUCUUCCCGGCGACUCUGAUCGUCCACAACUGCGAGCCUCCGCCGCUCGCCCUCUUCUCCAUCCAGGGCAUCAACACCUUCCGCCACCCGCACUACACGUCCUCCACGCUCAUCAGCCCCGAGCCGAUCCGUGACGAGGACAUGGCCGAGGCCAUCGCGGGGCCCCUGACGGUCGGCGUGUCCGUGCCCGGCGCCGACAACGUCUUUCGCAUGGACAUGCUGCGGCGCGCCGACGCCUCCCGCAACCCGGACUACUCCUACGAUGAGGCGGAGGAGCAGCAGCCGCCGCCGCCGCGGAACCCACGCAGCGGCAUGUACGAGUACUACACGCACCGCAACGCGUGGCCCGGCAUGGUGGGCGACGUCGACGUCGGGUUUGCGUGGGCGAGGGAGGAGGAGAAGGAGGAGGAGGAGCGCGGCACGGCCGAGGCGAGGAGGGCCAGGGUCGCGCGGUGGCCGCCGACGGUCAUCUUCCACGGCGACGCCGACGUGGCGGUGCCGCUCGCGCUGAGCGAGCAGAUGAGGGACUGUCUCGGGGAGGACAAAGUGUCGCUGUUCGUAGCGCCGGGACAGGAGCACCUGUACGACCUGACGAGGUUCAUCGAGGACCCGGCGCCGGAGAUGGACGUCGUGAGGCAGGCCGUGGCGCGGCUCGACGAGAUUGUCGUCCAGGCCAGCAGGACACAGUAGUAUCCCAGCGUCAACACGAUUCUUAUACUUGAC
Purpureocillium takamizusanense is the source of this 1140-nucleotide messenger RNA. RefSeq lists its product as uncharacterized. Lineage: Eukaryota; Fungi; Ascomycota; Sordariomycetes; Hypocreales; Ophiocordycipitaceae. Bases 244 to 1107 code for a protein of 287 amino acids. The transcript has 3 exons. The record is from RefSeq and is a predicted model, not a curated record.